ACCGAGAACCAUCAUUCACGAUCAAAAAUUCGUAAAAUUAGGAUUAUUAGGGGAACACAAUGUCUAGAUUUACUAUCAUCUUUGUGUUAUCAGUAGCGAGUACCGUUUUGGGUGCUCCUAAGCCACAGCAAUCACAGGAUGCCAGCGGAAUCGAGUUGCUAAGAUACAAUUCCACCAACAACAACGAAGCAGGCUACCAGUUUACAUACGAGCAAAGCAACAAACAGAUCUUUUCCGAACUGGGAACACCGAAGGACACCAACGAUGGAACAAAGGUCCUGGCCGUGGAAGGAGCCUACACGUUUGUGGCACCGGACGGACAAACCUACUGGGUAAACUACCGUGCCGAUGAGAACGGUUUCCUACCGAAGACGGGAACGGGCACCGUUGGUGGAAUCCAGCCAGGACAGGAUGCCCCGGUUAGGACAUGAUGCACGCGGGGGUUCCGUUCAUCAAUUAUAUACGCAAAUAGUGCCCAGUGCAGAUAUGGUUAGGCAACUUAGUGAUGACUUUUGUAAAAACGAUAUUCGAAUACUCAAAUAAAUGCAACGACAAAAAGUUUGUUUAAAUCUGUAA
This is a messenger RNA of Aedes albopictus (Asian tiger mosquito), 576 nucleotides long. Its product is annotated as cuticle protein CP14.6-like. The coding region runs from base 60 to 431 and encodes 123 amino acids. NCBI's taxonomy places the organism in Eukaryota, Metazoa, Arthropoda, Insecta, Diptera, Culicidae. Gene Ontology annotation, cellular component: chitin-based extracellular matrix. Gene Ontology annotation, molecular function: structural constituent of chitin-based larval cuticle. The transcript has 2 exons. The record is from RefSeq and is a predicted model, not a curated record.